Molecule: messenger RNA, 2401 nt
Organism: Solea senegalensis (Senegalese sole)
Lineage: Eukaryota; Metazoa; Chordata; Actinopteri; Pleuronectiformes; Soleidae
Product: ATP-binding cassette sub-family D member 2-like
Exons: 10
Coding region: 186-2396 (736 amino acids)
Biological process (GO): very long-chain fatty acid catabolic process; peroxisome organization; long-chain fatty acid import into peroxisome
Cellular component (GO): peroxisomal membrane
Molecular function (GO): ATP binding; ATP hydrolysis activity; long-chain fatty acid transmembrane transporter activity
Source: RefSeq, a predicted model, not a curated record
UCCUGCUUGACACUGGAUCUAAAAAGGAGCAGGAUGUAACGGUUCAUGUACCGAGCUUUCUCCGCAUCAGUCAUCUAUCAUCGGUCGGACUCUCCUCUCAUGUCGACGUGGGGGCUCUGGCUGCUCUGGCUGCGGGGGAUGGCUGAUGUGAGGACCGUCAGCGGAGACCACUAACGUUUGAAAACAUGUCCAACAUCCUCGAUGCGGCGUCCAAAGUGAGAUGGGACCGCACUGCUGCGGCGAAGCGAGCCGUGUUACUCGCUGCCGCUGCUUACGGCAUCAAAACACUGUACCCCAUCAUCUGCAGGCAGAUCAGCAAAGGCAAAGAUCCAGAGAGGAACCGCCGGCUUUCGAAGGCGGAGAACGGCUCCACCUGUUCAGGAAACGGUCAGAUAGUUGCCGCGGGUGAGAGGAAGACAUCACCAGGGGUUAACGCUGCGUUUUUCAAGCAGAUCCUCGAACUCGGUAAGAUCCUCUUCCCCAAGCUUGUAUCCAAAGAGCUCGCUUUGCUCUCCCUACACUCUGUGGCGCUGGUAUCCAGGACGUUUCUGUCCAUAUACGUGGCCAGCUUGGACGGUAAGAUCGUCAAAACGAUCGUGGAGAAGAAGCCCAGGCGCUUCAUCCUCCAGCUCAUCAAAUGGCUCCUCAUUGCCAUCCCGGCCACGUUCGUCAACAGCGCCAUCCGCUACCUGGAGUGCAAACUGGCUCUGGCCUUCCGCACCCGGUUGGUGAACCAUGCCUACCGGACCUACUUCACCGACCAGACCUACUACAAAGUCAGCAACAUGGACGGGAGACUGGCCAACCCGGACCAGUCUCUCACUGAGGACGUCAUGAUGUUCUCCCAGUCCGUGGCUCACCUCUAUUCCAACCUCACCAAGCCCAUCCUGGAUGUGAUGCUGACCUCCUACACCCUGAUCCAGACUGCCCGCUCCAGGGGGGCCAACGCCACCGGGCCCACCAUGCUGGCCGGCCUGGUGGUCUUCGCCACGGCGAAGGUGCUGCGCGCCUGCUCGCCCAGGUUUGGGAAGCUGGUGGCCGAGGAGGCUCACAGGAAGGGCUACCUGCGCUAUGUGCACUCCAGGAUCAUCGCAAAUGCUGAGGAAAUAGCUUUCUACAGAGGUCACAAGGUGGAGAUGCGUCAGCUGCAGAAAUGUUACCGGGCUCUGGCCGAGCAGAUGAACCUGAUCCUGUCCAAGCGUCUGUGGUACAUCAUGAUCGAGCAGUUCCUCAUGAAGUACGUGUGGAGCAGCAGUGGACUCGUCAUGGUCGCCGUGCCGAUCAUCACGGCCACCGGCUUCGCCGACAACGAAACAGCAGAUGGUCAGAGACAGGUGAUGGUGAGUGAGAGGACGGAGGCUUUCACCACCGCCCGCAACCUCUUGGCCUCAGGAGCCGAUGCCAUCGAGAGGAUCAUGUCCUCCUACAAAGAGGUCACAGAGUUGGCAGGCUACACUGCACGAGUCCACAACAUGUUCGAGGUGUUCGAGGACGUCCAGAGGGGUGUUUACAAGCGCUCCUCUCUAUCGACCACAACAGGAGCAGAGAAGAAGAGCAAGCCUGAGAUGCACAUAGAUGGACCGCUGGAGAUAAAGGGUGAAGUGAUAGAUGUGGACCAAGGCAUUGUGUGUGAAAAUGUACCAAUUAUCACGCCCAAUGGGGACGUCGUCGUGUCUUGCUUGAAUUUUAAGGUGGAGGAGGACAUGCACCUUUUGAUCACGGGGCCUAACGGCUGUGGGAAAAGCUCUCUGUUCAGGAUCCUCAGCGGCCUGUGGCCUGUUUAUGGCGGUCGGCUACACAAACCCUCUCCUCAGCAUAUGUUUUACAUCCCUCAGAGGCCCUACAUGUCAAUGGGAUCACUGCGGGACCAGGUGAUCUACCCAGACUCAGUGGAGGAAAUGGCUGCUAGAGGCAUGAGUGACAGGGACCUGGAGGCCAUCUUGGAUAUAGUCAACCUCAAUCAUAUAGUCACCAGAGAGGGAGGCUGGGAUGCCGAACUCGACUGGAAGGACGUGCUGUCUGGAGGCGAGAAGCAGCGAAUGGGAAUGGCUCGCAUGUUUUACCACAGGCCUAAAUACGCUCUGUUGGACGAGUGCACCAGUGCUGUGAGCAUUGACGUAGAGGGAAAGAUUUUCCAGGCUGCUAAGGACACCGGCAUCGCCCUGCUCUCCAUCACACACAGACCCUCCCUGUGGAAGUACCACACCCACCUGCUGCAGUUUGACGGCGAGGGCGGCUGGCGCUUCGAGCAGCUGGACACAGCCACACGACUCUCCCUCACGGAGGAGAAGCAGCGGCUGGAGUCUCAGCUGGCUGGCAUUCCUGAGAUGCAGAAUCGCCUCAACGAACUCUGCAAGAUCCUGGGAGACGACUCUGUCCUUAGAACAGCCGAGUGAGAGGG